AUGAACACCCUUCUUCUUAUAUUUUUCUCGAUUUCUAUUUUUGUGCCGCAAUUUCAGGCAAAUUUCGAUUUUCAAGAAUUGACUUAUCGCAACUUUUUUCCCUAUAAUAUUACGGUUAAAUUCAUUCAAAAAAUCGUCGAUGGCCAAGAUGUUUUUGCGAAGAAUUUUAAAUAUCAAGAUUGUGAAGGUGAUUCUCUAAGAUUUACGAAGGAAAGGAAAGAUCAGAUGUUGAGAUCUUUGAAUGAAUCGAAAUUGAUUGAUGCUGGAUUUGAAAAUGAUGAUGAUCAGAAUGGAGGAAAAGUGUAUUAUUGGUUUAUGGUGGAAUAUACGAAUAAACAUCGUGUUGAUUUUAGGACAACUUCGGGCGAUCAAAAAAAUUGGGAACUUCAAUCAUCUAUCGAACACAAUUGUCAUCCAGACAAUGCGAUUCUGAAAACUUCCGCAGCACUAUUAGCAAUCAAUUUUGUUCAUUAUAAUAACACUCGCUACGAAGAUAAGAUCGCAAAUACUAUGCGAUUUCAAACUUGUGAUGGUGGAUUCAUAGACAAAUCUCAAUUUCUAUCCAAGUUCAACUUAACAAUCAUGGAAAUUCACGAUGGUGUGAGAUUCCAAAGAAUCAUAGAUCCACCAUUAUAUUCUAUUAAAAAACUGUUUUAUGAUUCGAAAAUCAGAAUUUAUUUUUGGCAAUUUUCGGGGAAACUUGGAGGACUUGAUGUUCAACUCGAAGUCAAUGAGGAGAUUAUGGAAAUAAUUAAAGGGAGACAAUAUCCUUGUUCAUAUGAAUUUAUGAUGUUAUAA
Molecule: messenger RNA, 798 nt
Organism: Caenorhabditis angaria
Lineage: Eukaryota; Metazoa; Nematoda; Chromadorea; Rhabditida; Rhabditidae
Source: the annotation of a GenBank genome assembly